Molecule: messenger RNA, 1074 nt
Organism: Penicillium digitatum Pd1
Lineage: Eukaryota; Fungi; Ascomycota; Eurotiomycetes; Eurotiales; Aspergillaceae
Product: Zn(II)2Cys6 transcription factor
Biological process (GO): positive regulation of transcription by RNA polymerase II
Cellular component (GO): nucleus
Molecular function (GO): zinc ion binding; transcription cis-regulatory region binding; DNA-binding transcription factor activity, RNA polymerase II-specific
Source: RefSeq, a predicted model, not a curated record
AUGAUUCUACCAAUGGCGGAGAGCUCCGAAACAGUCCUUUCUUCCAUUCUCGCUAUCGCUGCCCAUGAUCUGGUAUCGGAGUAUUCUCCCAAUGACCUGGGACAUGGAACGUUCCAGCAGAUGUCGAUCAACUAUCAAAAUAAAUCCCUUGCCCUGUUGGCUCAAGAGUUGAACGGUCUUUCUACAUCGUCUACGUCGGCACUGCAAGCGAGCACAACAUCUGCCUACACCCUGGCAUCUGUGAUUCUUCUCUGCAAUAAUGAGUUUAUGAAACCCCAAGGUGCCGGGUGGAGGGUUCAUCUCUCAGCUGCGAAGGAGAUCAUCCUAGCGGCAGGGAACCGACCAUGCCAACACCACCAGCUAGCCUGCAUCGAACAGUUUCUCAUGUUGGAAUUCUAUGAGGCUUCGGUGUGGGCUGAUUUGACGGCUUUCGAUAACUACAACAUGGCGAUCAAAUCUCCUCCGGCUAGCGCCGAGAAUGCAGUCUUCACCGACUUCAUUCGGCUAAUAGACCAUAUCACCCGCCUUGAGCGUCUGAGAUUUUGUUCUGAGACAAUCGAGCAGGCUUCAUCAUACGGCCCGACCCAAGACGUCCAGUCGCAGAUUGAGUCAGCUAGAAACAACUUGAUGCGUCUCAGUGAUUCCAUUCCCUUUUCCUCCGAAGCGGAUCAAAUUGGCUUUGAACUGGUAGUGUGGAUGUACUACCACGCAACCAUCAUCUACAGUCAUCAGGCUUUAUCAGAGGAUGCUACUCCUAAUGAUGACGUGCGGAAGUCUCGGGAUGAAAUCCUCCGCUAUGCACAAUUUCUCUCCGAGACUCGGGACGGCACGUUUGCCCAGGACCUUGUCUGGCCACUUUUCAUGGCAGGAACUGAGCUACGAGGACAUCUGACCGGUCAAAAGGUCAUUCAGGAAUGCUUUGGAAAUGUCAUGCGUAUCAGCCGUAGUCUGGAUAGAGCGCGUGUUCUCUCGUUCGUUGAGACCUGGUGGAACGACCCUGGUACUUAUCCAUCUUGGAUUGACAUGGCUCGAAAGCAAUCCCAAUCUUCGCAGUGUGACUUUCUCAUUGUAUAA